AUGUGUACUAAUAAUAAUAAUAAUAAUAAUAAUACUCUCACUGGUAAAUUAAUCAUGAGAAAGAACAAGGAAGAAAGUAUUGAAAAGGUUUUCCAAUUAAUUAAUUUCGGAGGCUUGAAUGAAUCUGUUAGAGAAUUUGUUCAAGAUUUACCAUCUGCUACUUCUUCUGAUGAAGUGUUAUUAUCCACUUUCAAGAUCAAGGCUAUUGUUCCAUCUUCUGAGAAGAGAAAAACAAUUUAUAUAAUUAAUAAUGAAAAUGAUUUUUCUGAAAUGAUGAAAUUAAUUCAAGAAAUUCCACAAGAUAAACCAAUUCUUUUCAGAGUAAUGAAGAAGAAAUUGAAUCAUGAAAAGAAGGAAAGAAAGGAAAAGAAAGAAAGAAAGGUCAAACUUCAAUUGACUGAAGAACAAUCUCAAAGUCUUUCCGAAAAGAAGCAACAAAUUGAAUUAUUGAAAGAUGAAAUUAAGAUGAAGAAGGAACAAAUCAUGACUCUAAAAUUUGAAAUGAAAUCUUUGAGAAAGUCAUUCCAUCCUGUCAAUGUUAGCAUUGACUCAAAUGUUCCAUCUACUAUUAAGUCAUCUCCAAACAAGGAAGAAAGACUUAAACUCAAACUUGAAAAGAAGGAAGAAAAGAAAGCAUUUAAAUUGGAAAAGAAGUUGAUCAAAGCUCAAUACAAGCUUGAAAAGAUUGCAUUGAAGAAGCAAAGAAAGCAACAAGGAAAUACUUCUACUCAACCAGAAACUGUUUCAACUACCACAACUUAUAGUGAACCAACUGUUCCAAUUAACGUACCUAUUGUUGAACCAGUAAUUGUUACUGUACCACCAGUUCAACAAGUAUCAACUGAACCAGUUUCCAACAAUGCUGAUAUUGUCACACCAACUGUUGAUGAAAAGCUCUUGUUGAAACUCCAAAAGAAGGAACAAAAGCAUGCUUGGAAAAUGGAAAAGAAACUUGAAAAGCAAAUAAUCAAAGCUCAAAGAAAAUUGGAAAAACAAGCUCAAAAGCAAGAGAGAAAGGAAAGAAAAUUGUUGGAAAAGCAACAAGUUGCCACUCCUUCUCAAAAUUAA
Molecule: messenger RNA, 1068 nt
Organism: Naegleria gruberi
Lineage: Eukaryota; Heterolobosea; Eutetramitea; Acrasida; Naegleriidae
Exons: 1
Coding region: 1-1068 (355 amino acids)
Source: RefSeq, a predicted model, not a curated record